AUGUCGUCCGCCUCGGGUUUCGCAAAGAACAGGCGGGUCUACCUCCUCACGGCGGUGGCCUACCUUGGCUCGUUGCUGUUUGGCUAUGAUACCGGCGUCAUGGGAUCCGUCCUCUCCCUGAACUCGUUCAAAAAGGAUUUCGGUCUCCCUCUUGGCAGCACAGGGUUUGCCUCCGCGAAGAACGCCGAGAUCUCGUCCAAUGUCGUCUCGCUCCUGACCGCUGGCUGCUUUUUCGGUGCCAUUGCCGCAUCCUUCAUCAACGAGCAGUUCGGCCGCAAGCCGACGCUCAUGGCCUUCUGCUCCAUCUUUCUCGUUGGUGCGGCAAUACAGACCGGCGCACACACUCAGAUCGGCUUGAUCUACGGCGGUCGUGUCAUCGCAGGUCUUGGCGUUGGUGGCAUGAGCGCUGUCAUGUCUGUCUUCGUCUCCGAGAAUGCUCCAGCCAGGCAACGUGGCCGGAUUGCUGGUCUGUUCCAGGAAUUCCUCGUUAUUGGCUCAACAUUCGCUUACUGGCUCGACUACGGCGUUGCGCUCCACAUCAAGCCGAGCACGAAGCAAUGGCGCAUCCCAGUGGGCGUUCAGCUCAUUCCGGGUGGCCUCAUGCUUAUUGGACUAUUCUUCCUCAAGGAGUCGCCCAGAUGGUUGACCAAGAAGGGCAAGCACCAGGCUGCCGCCAACAGCUUAGCAUGGUCUCGCUGCGCCACCAUUGAAAGCCCGGAGGUUCUGGAGGAACUGGCGGAGAUCCGUGCGUCUAUCGAAGAGGAAAUGAACGCCACUGAGGGUCUCACUUGGAAGGAGUGUCUGCAGCCAAGCAGCCGUCGCCGUUUCCUGCUUGCCUUUGUCAUCAUGAUGUGCCAGCAGUUCAGCGGAACCAACAGCAUUGGUUACUACGCUCCUCAAAUAUUCCAGACCGUUGGCGUCAGCAAGACCAAUGCCUCCCUCUUCGCCACUGGCGUCUACGGCACCGUGAAGAUCAUCGCUACCGGCAUCUUCCUGCUCGUCGGUAUUGAUCAGGCUGGUCGCAAGAAGAGUUUGAUGGCUGGUGCCCUCUGGAUGUCCGCCAUGAUGUUCAUCAUUGGCGCCGUACUAGCGACACACCCGCCCAACACCAAGAUUCCCGGUGUCAGCCACGCCUCCAUCGCUAUGGUGGUCAUGAUCUAUCUAUACGUUAUCGGCUAUUCAGCCUCUUGGGGACCAGUCCCGUGGGUGUUCGUCUCGGAGAUCUUCCCAACCAGGUUGAGGGCUUACGGUGUCGGUCUUGCUGCGACGACACAAUGGCUCUUCAACUUCGUCAUCACGAAGAUUACGCCUAUCGCUGUUGCUGACAUCGGCUGGAGGACCUUCCUCAUGUUCGCCAUCUUCUGCCUCGCCAACUUCUUCUUCGUCUUCUUCUUCGUCCCUGAGACGAAACGGAUGACGCUCGAGGAAAUCGACAUCCUCUUCGGCAAUGUCGACGCCGUGCAGAGAGCUCAUGAUGUGCAGACUGCGCUGGCAGUAGAGAAGAAGGAGCUCGAGCUUGAGCAGCGCGAAGACGCUUCGGUUGUACACGAGACUACCAAGACGUGA
This is a messenger RNA of Baudoinia panamericana UAMH 10762, 1566 nucleotides long. RefSeq lists its product as uncharacterized. Gene Ontology annotation, molecular function: carbohydrate:proton symporter activity. Gene Ontology annotation, cellular component: membrane. The record is from RefSeq and is a predicted model, not a curated record. The transcript is spliced from 3 exons. Gene Ontology annotation, biological process: transmembrane transport; carbohydrate transport. Lineage: Eukaryota; Fungi; Ascomycota; Dothideomycetes; Mycosphaerellales; Teratosphaeriaceae. Bases 1 to 1566 code for a protein of 521 amino acids.